This is a messenger RNA of Malaclemys terrapin pileata, 1437 nucleotides long. RefSeq lists its product as uncharacterized. The transcript has 2 exons. The record is from RefSeq and is a predicted model, not a curated record. Lineage: Eukaryota; Metazoa; Chordata; Testudines; Emydidae. The coding region runs from base 685 to 1437 and encodes 250 amino acids.
GAGGCGGGCUGCCUGCAGCGGUGUUGUUCACAUGCUGGAGCGGGUAGAGAAGGCAUCUGGGUCCCGGGUGUGUAGACAGGAGCUUUCAGCGGGCCGAGGUGGUGAAGGGGUUUGGGCCUGGGCUCAGGCGGGCGGGGAAGCAUUCACCCAGGGGGUGAGCCGUGCCCGUGCCCAAGGGACGUCCAGGUCCUCCCUGCCUCCUUUCGUAGCGAGUGAAGGAAAAUUAACUUUUAUUCUAAUCCACCCCCAGCCCCGGUCUAAUCCACCCCUUCAUCCCGGGCUGCUGUGCCUUGGGCACUUUCCUGGUCACAGGAAGCUCACAGGAGGCUUUUUCCCUUGUACCCAGAGGGCAUCUUAGCAGAGCUGGAGGCACCUCACCCGUGGCAGUGGCCGCCCAGCUGACACCAUCCCCCCUGCAGCCCCGAACUGGUGCGGGGACCAAGCAAUCCAGGCUGAGGAUCAUUGGGCCCAAAGCCAGACCUGGGCAAGUAGGGAGCGGGGAGCGGAGUGGGGUGGAUCAUGAGUAACCUGUGAUCUUUACAAGAAAUCCGUGGCCAGCCUCUGGCACGGGGUGCGGGGAGGGGCCGCCUCAGACCGAUGGAAUGGGGCUGAGAUCCCUGCAGACACCUCUAGGUCCACGAAAUCAGAGUCAGGGGGUCUUUGUCACGGGCAAGACUUCCACAAAUGGCCCCUGCCCGGUCCACGUGGGGCAACCGACCCCAGUCAGGGGCAGGCCUGCCGCAGCCCCCCACCCCCAGCCUGUCCGGGGCAGCCCCCCUCUCUCCGCCCCUUGGGGCCCAGGGUAGAGCAGCCCGCACCAGUUCCCGCCGCGCUCCGGCAGGGGGCAGUGUGGGAGCGCAGUUCCCGCCGCGCUCCGGCAGGGGGCAGCCCCACUCCCGGUCGCUCCCUCGGCCCCGCCUCCUCCGACUCCCUCCAUCCCGGGGCUCGCAGCCGCCGCCCAGAGCCGAGCGGGCCCCACCCGGCAGCGGGACCCCCCAGCGCCGAGCCGCCGGCUGCCCGCCUGGCCCCGCCUCGUCCUCCGCCGCCGCCCCGCCUCGGCCCCCGUGCUCCGGGUUGCGCCGCCGGCCCCGCCCGCUACGCCAGCUCGGGGAUCGGGAGGAGCCCGCAGGCCGCGUUCCCCGGGACCGAGCCGGGCUGACAGAGGCCGCCCCACCCCCGCCGGGCCCGGCCUGCAGAGUUGUUCCUUGGAGUGUGUGCCUCACCUUCCCCAAUGUGAGUGCAUUGGGUCAACACGGACAAGGGCCUCCUGUUGUCUUCAAGACACUCUUUUGCUUCUGGUUUCCAUUUAGUUUAUCCAAAAAACUUGAGACAGGAUCUCAUGAAAAGCACUCCCUGCUGCUGAUACCUAGAGAGUGGGCUGGAUUCCCCACCCCCAGUUCAGGACCAGCUGCUGGGAAUCAGUAUCUUCUGAAUUGA